AUGGAAUCACAAUCACAACAAGAAAAACAACAACGUGGAGUCUCUCCUCUCAUUCGGUGGUCAGCAGUCGCAAACGAUAGACAAUACACGAGUCCACAUAAGCAUUCCAUCUCUUCACAGAAAAAUAACACAUCGUCUCUAUUGUCGGGAUACCCACCGGCAGACACAGAUGGAAAGGUAGUAGAAUCAUGCGCAGCGACUCUCUCUGCAUCUCAAAUACAAGAAGUAAUGUGGUGUAAUCUAUGGAGUGCACAUCAUCCUCAUUAUCAUCAUCAAGAUCAACAACCAACAUUAUUAUUAUCAUCAUCACCAACAAAAAUAAAACCAACUACUACUACUACCCCAUCUAAUAAAAUAAUAUGGGAGAUUUGUAAAUCUCCUAAUGCUGAAACUAUACUAGUACACGAACAAGUGGAAAGUGCGGCGGCAUCUGUACCUUCCAUUGAGUGUAGUAAUAAUAAUAGUAGUAAUAAUAAUAAUAAUAAUAAUAAACAACAAAGGCCGGGUGUUCAUGCCAAGAUACCUUUAUUGAAUUUUGUUACAAAGUACCGUCGUAGAGUUGAAGGGUACGCCGCACAAAAUACACGAGAUUUGGGUUUCCUCUCAUCAUCCACUCAAUCAUGUGAGAGAAUAGGGGAAUCUCAUAGUGAACAUUAUCAACAUCCUCAUCAUUAUAGUAGUUCUUCUUUUAGUCGAUCUCUGGCGGAGUCCAUGCCACUUCACGUAAAGUGUGAACCUCAAUGUGAAGAAGAAUCUAUGAUGGGUCGAAAAUAUUCUCAAAGUGCAGGCGGGUCGUUAGAUACCACUCAACACAUUCAACAUCCAACUUCUAGAAGACCUUUAUCGGCUGUGGAUCCACCUAUUUCUAUUAGAAGGGGAAUCCAAACUACUCCGGCACAGUGUGAGUUGCGUUCCAAGUUUUCUUCCAUUUCACCUGAACAAAUAUUAGACGUUUCUGGUUUGUGUGAUCAAUCCAUAAAACGUCCAGUUUCCCUUAGACGCAUUUGUUUUGAGAGUAGUAGUGAUUCUGCUGAAUCUUCAAUAGAUUCAGAAUAA
Messenger RNA from Trypanosoma theileri, 1056 nucleotides. RefSeq lists its product as uncharacterized. The record is from RefSeq and is a predicted model, not a curated record. The transcript has a single exon. Lineage: Eukaryota; Euglenozoa; Kinetoplastea; Trypanosomatida; Trypanosomatidae. Bases 1 to 1056 code for a protein of 351 amino acids.